Messenger RNA from Caenorhabditis remanei, 1242 nucleotides. RefSeq lists its product as uncharacterized. The transcript has 10 exons. The record is from RefSeq and is a predicted model, not a curated record. Gene Ontology annotation, cellular component: membrane. NCBI's taxonomy places the organism in Eukaryota, Metazoa, Nematoda, Chromadorea, Rhabditida, Rhabditidae. Bases 1 to 1242 code for a protein of 413 amino acids. Gene Ontology annotation, molecular function: alpha-(1->3)-fucosyltransferase activity.
AUGUACAUCCACAAAGCGCCUAUGAUUAUUCUUAGCAGCAAUCCGCCGGAUAAAAUGUCAUCCUUUCUACAACAAAAGACGGGCGGUGCCACGUGUACAUGGAGAUAUUUGGGACGAUUCGUGACGGUUGCCAUUUACGCGUCGGUCGCCUUGUUUCUGUGGUAUACACUGAUGCCGGCGAGACAUAAGGAGCAUGCCGCCCCCCUCUCCCUUAACAACCCGGACCCUAGAGCUGUCGCCCCAGUGUCCACAAAAAAUGUUGUGAUCUACGCGGCCACCCAAUUCUUCGGACACCCGAUAACGACCGAACGAUUUCUAGCGACAUGUCCCGAUGUUCAGAACUACUGUAGAAUAACACAAGACGAGUCAGAGUCCGACAACGCUGACGCCGUGUUAUUCCAUAAUGCGGAUUAUCGGGGACCGAACGAAAAAUUUAAAAGAAUGAAAUCCCAACGAAAACCUGGUGUCCCUUACGUUCUAUGGUCAUUGGAAAGCCCGAGUAACGACAAUUUCCGGCCGGAGAGUCACAUGAUCAACUGGACAAUGACUUAUCGAACGGAUGCAGACAUCUGGGCACCUUAUGGUACUAUGGUGAAGAGGAAGACUCCAGUUGAAAUCGACCUUAACGCAAUUUGGGAUAGCAAGAAGAAAAGUGCGACAUGGCUUGCUUCGAACUGUUUCACGCCGAAUCGGAGAUUCGAUUUGAUCAAGAAAAUGAUUGAUAAUGGGUUUGAUAUCGAAAUCUGGGGAAACUGCGGCAAACAAGCGCCACAAUGCACAGGUGUCGAUAAUCAGGAGUCCCCAUGUGUCCUGGAGUUGAUUAAACCCUACAAAUUCUACAUCUCAAUGGAAAACUCGAAUUGCAAGGACUAUGUGACUGAGAAGUUCUGGAAGGCGUUGAACGAUCGAAUGGUUAUUCCAAUUGUCUUGGCAAGGAAGUAUUAUAAGGAUUUGGGGGUCCCCGACUCCGCCUACAUUGCUGUCGACGACUUUGCCACGUUUGACGAGUUCAUGACCCAUAUCAAAAAAGUGAAUAAGGACAAGUACACCUACUUGAGUUACCACGCGUGGAGAAAGGAUUGGCAAAUAAUAAUCGGAAGUGGAUUCUCCGGAUGGUGCACCCUUUGCGACCGUCUUCAGGAUAAACAAAAGAUUCUGAAGAAUCCGAAAUCGUACAAAGAUGUGGCGUGGUGGCACUCGUUCGAAAUGUGCAAUAAUCAGAUUGCAGCGAAAUAUUUAUGA